GAGAAGAGUGAAAGUAGACAAAACACACAGGCUCGUCAUCACAGGCAGAGAGUGGCGACCCUAGACAGACAAGUAGGCAGUGACACAAACCUGGCAGCCUCCCACACCUGGCACUGGCACUCCCACAACCACGUCAGCCCGCGUAAAGGCAACAUGAGGAGCUGGGGAGUGACAUUGGUGGUGGUGAUGGUGGUGGUGGCGGGGUGUGUGCAGGGUCACACUCACCACCUGCACAACCCACACAAGGAGCGAGAGGCGGAUGGAUCUCGCUCACCACGCGACCACGCACACUACGAGGACGGAGAGCACCAUGUCGAGUUUGACCACGAGGCAAUCUUAGGCAGCACUAAGGAGGCAGAGGAGUACGACCAGCUUCCCCCUGCCGAGGCUAAGCGCAGGCUGGAGGUGCUGCUGCUGAAGAUGGACCGCAAUAACGACAAGACCAUUGACCGCAAGGAACUGCACUCCUGGAUCCUGCGCUCCUUCAGGAUGCUAUCGGAGGAGGAGAGUGCUGAGCGGAUGGACGAAGUGGAUGAGGAUGAGGACGGAUAUGUGACCUGGGCGGAGUAUAUUUCAGAGACUUAUGGCAUCAAUGACCCUGACGACCAGAAGCUGCUGGAGAAGGAGGACCAGGCGGAGGAGCAGAGGCUGCUACGCGAAGACCGACAGCUGUUCAACGCGGCAGACAAGAACAUUGAUGGCCGGCUGGACGAGGAGGAAUUUCUGGCGUUCUCCCACCCUGAGGCACCCGACAUGCUGCCCGUCAUCCUGGAGCAGACCCUGGAGGAGAAGGAUACCAACAAGGAUGGAAACAUUGACUUCCAGGAGUACAUUGGCGAUAAAGAGAAAUAUGGUGCAGGGAAGACAGACGAGGAAAUGAAGCUAAGAAAGGAGAGGUUCCUUUCUUUCGACAUUGAUGGGGAUGCAAUGUUGAGCCGUGACGAAUUUCUUUUUAUGAAGAAUGCAAAUUAUAACAAGGACAUAGCCGAGGAUGAAGUGGACCAUCUGUUUGGCGCAGCAGAUGACGACGGGGAUGACCUGCUGUCCUUCCUGGAGGUGCUGGAGCAUCAUGACGUGUUUGUCGGCUCGGAGGCAACAGACUACGGCGACCACCUCCACAACCUGGACCGCUUUGAGGACGAGUUGUGAGGGGCAGCGGAGUGUGUGGUGGUGAGGGGCUGGUCAGGGAACGCUCUGAACUUUUUCCAUCCCUUCCCCAGUGCAUUUUCCACUCCCACCAGCCUUCCUGCCCUUCGCCCUUUUGUAUUUUUGGAUCUGUGGGAAGGUGUGUGUGUCCUGGCUCGCUUCCGUUCCUGCUUGUUUCCUUCCUGUUUCAUGGCUCUCUUGUGUGUGAGUAAGGAAAGUUGCAGGAUUGACUAGGUUGUGACUUUGUGUAGAGGAAGAGGUGAUGGGAGGUGUGUGUGUUUGGAGAGAGAUGGAGUGUAGAGAUCGAGGUAGAGAAGUGGUAAAGAGGAUGUAAUGCUACAUGUUCCCUUACAUUGCAUUUGUUAGUCCCCAUCUUAGUCUGAGGUGCUGUGGCUGUCCAUCAUUAGCUUCACCACUCAGGAAAUUAAGAAACAGUAGAAAUUUCCUCUGGUUUGUCCCCUCUUCCUCCACCCCUAGUCCUUUUCCCAGCCUAGUGUUUAGUACGAGUGUGGUGUUGGGGACAGUGAGGCAAGGUUGGGAAGGGUUUGUGUUUCUUCCCACCUACUCUGUUUCUUGGGUCUUGUUUCAAGUCUGGAGGUGACGACACACACCACUACUGUUCUGUACACUGUUGACACCAAGAGAGAGAGUAAGUGAGAGAGAAAUAUGUGGAGGGUGGACUGAGAGUGUGUGUUUAUUGAGUGGGGGUGGAUGUGGGGAGUGACUGUGGGUUUGUCAACAUACUGUGGGGGACAUACUGAGAGAGAGAGA
This is a messenger RNA of Portunus trituberculatus (swimming crab), 1917 nucleotides long. RefSeq names its product reticulocalbin-2-like. Lineage: Eukaryota; Metazoa; Arthropoda; Malacostraca; Decapoda; Portunidae. Gene Ontology annotation, molecular function: calcium ion binding. The record is from RefSeq and is a predicted model, not a curated record. Gene Ontology annotation, cellular component: endoplasmic reticulum.